AUGACCGAGGUAUCGUCUACCCGCCUUUACUUGGGCAACCUCCCCCGCAAUGCCACCAAGGCAGACGUCGAGGCCCACUUCCAGACUCAUGGCACCGGCGAAAUCACCGAGAUCAAGCUCAUGAACGGCUUUGGCUUUAUCGAGUACAAGGACGCUAUGGAUGCUCGUGACGUUGUUCCUGCCUUCCAUGGCUCCGACUUCAUGGGCGAGCGACUCAUUGUCCAGUUCGCGCGCGGUUCCCGCGCCCGCAACGAGAACUUCACUCCCAACGAGCGUGUUCCUCCGCGUCCUAGACGCACCCCAUACCGGAUGAGGAUUACGAAUCUUCCGGUAGAGACCAGUUGGCAGGAUCUUAAAGACUUUGCCCGCCAGUCUGGAUUGGACGUGGUCUAUUCCGAAGUUGGUCGUGAGCGCGACGGCACUGGAUUCGUCGAAUAUGAAACGGCCGUCGACUUGAAGACCGCAGUUGAGAAGCUGGACCGCCGUGAGUUCAAGGGUCAGGAAGUCGGCUGCACCCAGGACGUCUCUGAUCCACCCCCACCUCCUCCAUUCAAGCCUAGGGCUCCCUACGGAGGCCCUGGCGGACCAGAUGAUAGGGGUCGUGAUAGGUACCGAUCUCGCUCGCCUGUCGGCCGUCGCGGUGGUGGCGGCGGCGGCGGCGGCUACCCUCCCGCUCCGUAUGAUGAUUACUACGAUCGCCGCGGCCCUCCUCGAGGCUAUAGCCCUCGCCGCGACGACUACCGCCGCCGCACACCGCCGCGCGAGUUCUAUGAUAGACGUGAGGGAGGAUAUGGACGUUCGCCGCCUCGUGGCCGCAUGGCGCCCGAUGAGUAUGGCCCACCGCGUCCGCGCUACCCUGACGAUCCUUACGAUGCCAGGGCCGGACCUCCACCCCGUCGCUACGAUGACCCCUACAUGAACGGUCAUGGCCGCCCCUACGAAGGAGGACGCCCACCUUCGCCGCGUGGUGCUCGCCCCCGCAGCCCGGGAGGUCGCCCACCCUAUGACGCAGCGGCGGCAGAUUACCCGCCUCGUGGCCGCUACUAG
Messenger RNA from Cucurbitaria berberidis CBS 394.84, 1047 nucleotides. RefSeq lists its product as uncharacterized. Bases 1 to 1047 code for a protein of 348 amino acids. Gene Ontology annotation, molecular function: mRNA binding. The record is from RefSeq and is a predicted model, not a curated record. NCBI's taxonomy places the organism in Eukaryota, Fungi, Ascomycota, Dothideomycetes, Pleosporales, Cucurbitariaceae. The transcript is spliced from 5 exons. Gene Ontology annotation, cellular component: nucleus; cytoplasm; ribonucleoprotein complex.